UUUUGUUCGAGGUCAUGUGCAUAGUACUUUGUCACUUAACUAAUCAUAAGGGAUUGAGACAAGAGCCUUUGCAGAGCGUCAUCAGAUUCGGGUCAGCGUGCCAACAGAGAAUACCAGUCACUGUGUGGUUGAAGCAAGACUUGGAUUGACUCAUGGUAUGAAGUUGAAAGCGGUACAGAAAAUUGAUGGAUGGAUGAAGUUGAGCAUGACCCCAGAAUCCAAUUCAGACUACUGUUUUUUGUUUUGUUUUGUUUUUUCACAGUAUUGUUGCCAAGAAAUUACUGUAAUUCAAUUUUACAGUAACUUAAGAUAAGUGACGUUGUAAAGGCAGAUAUGUAGAUGUGACCCACCUCGCCUCGGUGCUCCCAGGUACUUAAGCAGUCCAACUCGCUCCAGUCGGAGUCAAAUACGGAUCCUGUGGUGGAACUCACGUUUUUGAUUUACCGAAGAACAAAAAGGUUGGUUACAGCCCCGAUGGCCUUUCUUGAAGUGCAAAAGAAAGAAUCGGCAACACAUGAUAAUAUUCUCACGUUGGAUGCGGUCCAAAACUGUUUGGUGCGGCCUCUAUGCAAGGAUAUAGUGCCAGGAAGUGGAAAUGCUGGGGGAGGGGCGUGGACCCAGCUGCGCAUAGAAAUAAAUGCUCAAAAUACAACAUAAUAAGCAACGAAUUAAAGGGGUUACCACCCAAAAAUAUAACGUAAGAAAUAUGGCUCCUACAGACGACCUGCUUAUUUAUUUAUUCAUUCAUUCAUUUUCUGUAGUCGCGUGCAUGCUGGAGCCUAUCCCAGCCAUCUUCGGGCGAGAGGCGGGGUACACCCUGAACUGGUCGCCGGCCAAUCGCAGGGUAAACAAACAACCAUCCGCAGUCACAUUCACGCCUACGGGCAAUUUAGUCUUCAAUUAACCUACCGUGCAUGUUUUGGGGAUGUGGGAGGAAACUGGAGUCCCCGGCACAGGGGGGGGGGGACAUGCAAACUCCACACAGGUGAGGCCAGAUUUGAACCCGGGUCCUCAGAACUGUGAUGCGGACGUGCUAACCGGUCGUCCACCGUGCCGCCAUUUAUUUAUUUCCUUAGAGUUGUACAUUCCCCCCCUCAAACACACAUUAGUUCGGGUCGCCUAUGUUUUGAAACAUGAGGCCAUGACGUGGUCUAUUUAAGCCCAACUCCAUCCCUUAUUCACAUUCACAAUUAGCUGUGAAAACCAAAGCCAAAAUGAAGACAUUCACAUAGCGUCCCCCUUUUGGGCGGUGCGCGCUCCCGAUGGCAGGCAGGCGCGUUCUGGAGCUGACUUCCUUGCACUCGCGCGCGCGCAUCAUCAGGUGGCUAUUGCGUUGCUCCAAGCCUGCGCCAACUGACCCCAGAGCAGCGGUCAUUUCCAAGCCCUGCCUUUUCCUCUCCUCUCCCUCCUCCAGCUCUCAGCAUCGCCGGUUAUCCUCCUGCUUUCUCUUCGUGCGACCCCUCCCCCCCCAAAUAUCCUCUCUCGGGAAAAAAAAAAAACCUGUUCCCACAACGUGACGCUGAGCAACAUCCUUUUGAAGAAGGACGAUUUGCGGAGUUGUGGCCGCCAGUUUUGUCAUCGCAGGUGUCGCCUCCGUCCGAGACUCAGCGGCAUGUUGGAUCCGUCUUCCAGCGAGGAGGAAGGGGACGAGAUCCCGGAGGUGCAGCGCAAAGAGGUGGCGGCCCCCAAGAACCUCAAAGGAGCGCGGUCUUCGCCCAGCCGUGACGCCGACGGUCACGGCGGCGCGGGGGGGCUCCAGCCCCGGGGCCGAGCCGCGAGCCCCAGCCCGUCGGUGGGAAGCGACAAGGAGAAGGAGGAUCUCGAGAAGAUGCAGAGGGAGGAAGAGGAGAGGAAAAAGAGACUCCAGCUCUACGUGUUUGUGAUGCGCUGCAUCGCAUAUCCGUUCAACGCCAAACAACCCACUGACAUGGCCAGAAGGCAGCAGAAGAUCAGUAAGCAGCAGCUGCAGACAGUCAAAGAGCGUUUUGAGGCAUUCCUCAAUGGCGAAACACAGAUUGUAGCCGAUGAGGCCUUCAUCAAUGCUGUCCAGAGCUACUAUGAGGUGUUCCUGAAAAGUGACCGAGUGUCUCGAAUGGUACAGAGUGGUGGCUGCUCAGCCAGUGACUCUCGAGAAGUUUUUAAAAAGCACAUUGAGAAGCGUGUGCGCAGUUUACCAGAAAUUGAUGGGUUGAGUAAAGAGACCGUCCUCAGCUCUUGGAUCGCUAAGUUUGACACCAUCUACCGUGGUGAGGAGGACCCAAGGAAACACCAACAGAGAAUGACUGCCAGCGCUGCCUCCGAACUGAUCCUCAGCAAAGACCAACUAUAUGAGAUGUUUCAACAGAUUUUAGGUAUCAAGAAGUUUGAGCACCAACUCCUAUAUAAUGCCUGCCAGCUGGACAAUCCUGAUGAGCAGGCAGCCCAGAUCAGAAGAGAGUUGGAUGGACGUUUACAAAUGGCAGACCAGAUCACCCGUCUCGGCGGAAGAUUCCCUCACUUUGCCUCAAGGGAGAUGGAGGCCAUGUUCAUUGAAGAGCUGCGGUCAUCAGUCAACUUGCUGAUGGCCAACCUGGAGAGCAUGCCAGUGUCUAAAGGUGGAGAAUUUAAGUUGCAGAAACUGAAACGAGGUCACAACACAUCUAUCAUGGACAUGGGACAGGAGGAUGAGAACACCCUUUCUAAAUCAGACGUGGUGCUAUCGUUUACCUUGGAGGUGGUCAUUAUGGAGGUGCAGGGUCUUAAGUCUUUGGCUCCAAACAGAGUCGUGUACUGCACCAUGGAGGUGGAGGGAGGGCACAAACUGCAGACAGACCAGGCUGAAGCUUCUAAACCCACUUGGGGAACCCAGGGGGAUUUCACAACAACACAGCCCUUACCUGCUGUUAAAGUGAAGCUCUUCACCGAAAGCACCGGAGUGCUGGCCCUAGAGGAUAAGGAGCUUGGAAGGGUUGUGCUCCAUCCAACUCCUAACAGUCACAAGCAGUCGGAGCUGCACAAGUUGUCAGUUUCUAAAGGCUGCCCAGAUAUUGACCUGAAGAUCAAAUUGGCCAUUCGCAUGGAUAAACCCCAGAACAUGAAGCAUUGUGGGUACUUGUGGGCCAUUGGCAAAAAUGUAUGGAAAAGAUGGAAGAAACGAUUCUUUGUUCUAGUUCAGGUGAGUCAGUACACAUUCGCGAUGUGCAGCUACAGAGAAAAGAAGGCAGAACCAGUAGAGCUGCUCCAACUGGAUGGCUACACUGUGGACUACACUGACCCUCAGCCAGGCCUGGAUGGUGGUCGGACUUUCUUUAAUGCUGUGAAAGAGGGCGACACUGUAAUCUUUGCCAGUGAUGAUGAGCAGGACCGGAUUCUAUGGGUACAGGCAAUGUACCGGGCCACCGGGCAGUCUCACAAGCCAAUUCCCCCCACCCAAGUCCAGAAACUAAACUCUCGAGGGGGUACAACGCCACAGCUUGACGCACCAAUAUCUCAGUUCUAUGCGGAUCGAGCCCAGAAGCAUGGCAUGGAUGACUUUAUUUCGGCCAAUCCAUGUAACUUUGACCAUGCCUCACUCUUUGAACUGGUCCAGCGUCUCACUUUAGAUCACAGACUCAAUGACUCUUACUCCUGUCUGGGCUGGUUCAGUCCUGGUCAGGUUUUUGUCUUGGACGAGUACUGCGCUCGCUACGGAGUUCGAGGCUGUCAUCGCCACUUGUGUUACCUGGGUGACCUAUUGGAGAGGGCGGAGAAUGGAGCCAUGAUUGACCCAACGCUUCUACAUUACAGCUUUGCUUUCUGUGCUUCCCACGUCCAUGGAAAUAGUCAGCGUGUGUCAGAACUGUUAAACUGGCCAGUGUCAGAGGCUGAACUACAGCAAGGGCUUUUCCCCUCUUCCCCUGAGCCCUCUCCCCAAAGCAUUAGGAAAGAACUCAAAAUCAUUGAGUUCAUGAAGAAAAAGGAUCUCAGGUCCCCACUUUUCCCAGGACCAAAAAGACCGGACGGUAUUGGUACUGUAACUGUGGAGGAAAAGGAACGUUUUGAGGAGAUCAAAGAAAGGCUUCGCGUGCUAUUGGAAAACCAGAUUACACAUUUCCGGUACUGCUUUCCAUUUGGACGACCAGAGGGUGCACUGAAAGCAACUCUAUCUUUGCUUGAAAGGGUUUUGAUGAAAGAUGUUGUGACCCCGGUUCCACAAGAAGAAGUCAAAGCUGUGAUCCGUAAGUGUCUGGAGCAAGCAGCUCUGAUCAAUUACCAGCGCCUGUCAGAGUACGCUAAACUGGAAGGGAAAAAGAGAGAGAUGUAUGAGCAUCCUGUCUUCUGCUUGGCGUCUCAAGUGAUGGAUUUAACCAUUCAAAAUGUUGGCCGGUUGGUCACUCCUGCAAAAAAACUUGAGGACACCAUUCGUUUGGCUGAGCUUGUAAUCGAGGUACUGCAGCAGAAUGAGGAGCACCAUGCUGAGGCCUUUGCAUGGUGGUCAGACCUGAUGGUGGAGCAUGCCGAGACCUUCCUGUGUCUCUACUCGACUGACAUGGAUGCUGCUCUUGAGGUUCAGCCACCUGACAGCUGGGACAGUUUCCCCCUCUUUCAACUACUUAACGACUUCCUGAAGAUGGACUAUAACCUUUGCAAUGGAAAGUUCCACAAACACCUGCAAGACCUGUAUGCCCCCCUGGUGGUGCGUUACGUGGACCUGAUGGAGUCCUCCAUUGCUCAGUCCAUUCACAGAGGCUUUGAAAGGGAAUCUUGGGAACCUGUCAAGAGUAUAGCUAGCACUCUGCCAAAUGUCAAUCUUCAAAUGCCAAAAGUACCAAAUAUAACAGUGCCAAGUGUUAAUCUUGCACAAAUGCCCAGCUUUUCUCCCCCCAACUGGAUGACUUCAAAUGAUGACUCAGACAAUGGCUCAGGGACGUCAGAGGAUCUCUUUUGGAAAUUGGAUGCUCUGCAGACCUUCAUCCGAGAUCUCCACUGGCCAGAAGAAGAGUUUGGAAAACACCUGGAAACCAGACUGAAACUCAUGUCCAGUGAUAUGAUUGAAUCCUGUAUAAAAAGAACGCGCGCAGCAUUUGAAGCCAAGCUUCAGAGGAGCAGCCGGACUACAGACUUCAGAGUGCCGCAGUCUAUCUGCACCAUGUUUAAUGUCAUGGUGGAUGCCAAGGCCCAAUCUGCCAAGCUGUGUGCCAUGGACCUGGAUCAAGAGUUUGUUCGAGACUGGAGACAAUACCAUUCCCAAAUUGACAAUCUCAUUGAGGAAAUGGUGAAGGAGAUGAUAACCCUGCUGGUAGCAAAGUUUGUGGUUAUUCUGGAGAGUGUCUUAGCAAAACUCUCCAGAUACGAUGAGGGAACGCUCUUUUCUUCUUUCCUUUCUUUCACAGUGAAAGCUGCCUCAAAAUAUGUGGACGUACCUAAGCCAGGAAUGGAUGUGGCUGACGGUUAUGUGACCUUUGUUCGACACUCCCAGGACAUGCUGCGGGAGAAAGUUAAUGAGGAAGUGUACAUUGAAAGAUUGUUUGAUCAAUGGUACACCAGCACAAUGAACCUCAUUGGAACAUGGCUUACGGACCGCAUGGACCUGCAACUACAUAUCUAUCAGUUGAAAAUUCUCAUCAGAAUUGUCAAGAAAAAGUACCGUGACUUCCGCCUACAAGGGGUUCUGGACUCCACGUUAAACAGUAAGACGUACGAAACUGUUCGAAAUCGUCUGACCUUAGAAGAAGCCACUGCAUCAGUGAGGGAGGGAGGGAUGCAAGGCAUUUCGAUGAAGGACAGUGAUGAAGAGAGCAGCGAUAACUAAAUGAAGACGACAACAACGUCAAAGCGGAUCAGCAAUAUGCUGCCUAAGAACACACACAGCCUUCCUGAGGUCAAAACACAUUGGCCCAACGAUUGACAUCACUUGCUUUGUGAGGUUUUUGUUCUCUGUUCCUGUAAGUUUAUUGUUUGUCAGAAAUAAUACAAAGGAAAAUGCAUCUUGUGCUUGAAACACUUGAAAGAUGUCUACUCAAGUACUUGAGUAGACUUAAGAUUUAACAACAAAAUAUGAAUCACCAAACAGUUGUAAAGGAAAAAAAUAGUAGCAAAACUUAAAUGGUUACUGUAAACAGCACAAGGUAAUUCAAUACAAGCUGACCGGACAAGACUACAUAUGUUAUGUUCAGGAGUAUUAAAGUAUUGUGUCAGUGUCGAAUAUCAAAUCUAUUCUUGAAUUGUCACCUAUUAAUAUUGAAAUCGCUUCAGUGAAAAUAGCACUGGUAAAAAUGGGUACUACUGGUAAUAAUUUGACAUCAAGUCUGCAGGAAAAAUUGUUUUGAAUUUAUUUAGUUUAUUUCUUGUUUUGUGUCUCUAAACUUCCAAAUGUUUUCAUGCAAUAUGUUAUGACACUAGUUGAGUCUGAAUUAACAGCACCUCUGCUAUUAGUUGCAGCUGAGUAGUUUACUACAUUUUGCCUUAAUUGCCUGAAUACACAAUAAAUCAAGGCCACAAAAUCAAUUGAUUUCUUAAUAAACAAUCACUUACUCUUCCCAUUCUAAGCCCAGAAACAUACAUUCAGGGAAAUCAUUUCUGCCGGACUAUCACAAAAUAGCACCAUAAAGACCAUCUUUAUUUAGUUUUUAUAAUUUUUAUUUUAUUUAGUAUUAUUAGUAGUAUCAACGUGACACAUGGUAAAAUACAGAUAGGCAACAAUUUAAAUGCUAUGGUGGUAUAUGGGUCGUUUUCAUAUAAUUUGAUCAAUAACUGUAAAGACUCUUGUAAAAAAAAAAAAAAAAAAUACCACUCUAAUUUAGCAAUUCUUUUGUGCUGCCUGGUUUUAUAUGAGUAAAUGUCUCCCAUGCUGAAACAGCCAUGCUAAAAAGUCAAAUUUUCAAAAGAUUAUUGAUGAUUUAAAUUUUACGCAUUCAUAGUAAAGGCCUUCCUUAUUGACAGAGUAAAUGGUGGUGGCCCAUUGAAAUACACUUUUUUUCUUAUAACGGAAAAGAUACACAGCUUCAUGAAAAAUGGGUUGCCCUUCAAGCACUGUGGAUACAUGUGCAUAAAUGAUGCAUGUCUUUACCGUUAUUGAUCAAAUUAUAUGAAAAUUACGCAUACAUUCAGUGAAAUCAUAGGAGGAUGUUUUAUUUUAUUUUUUAUUUUUUUCUGGCUGACUAUCACAAAAGAACACUAUAAAGACAUUCUUAGAUUACUAGUCUCUAAAUUUCCCGUAGGUUUGAAUGUGAGUGCGAAUGGUUGCUUGUUUAUAUGUGCCCUGCGAUUGGCUGGCGACCAGUUCAGGGUGUACCCCGCCUCUCGCCCGAAGAUAGCUGGGAUAGGCUCCAGCACGCCCGCGACCCGAGUGAGGAUAAGCGGCACAGAAAAUGGAUGGAUGGAUGGACAGAUUACUAGUACUAACAAAGUGACACAUGGUAAAAUACAGAUGAACAACAAUUUAAGUGUGUUGGUAACCAUUUUGGUAAUAGCAGGCAAAAACAACAUUUUUCAUGGGGAAAACAAUUCGACUCAAAUUAAUACACCGUGGCAGGGGUGAGUGAAAUAACUAUUAUUUACCGUAUUUUAAUUCAAACUAUUGUCAGUUUUUAGUAAUUGCCACAAGAUGUUUGAUUAGAAAUGUUUUUGCAUUCACAUUUUUAAAUUCAGAUAUCAGGUUCUUCUUAGUGCUGAAAUCAACACAGACUACCUACUGUUGGACUCAUGCAUUGCUAAAACCACUGCCAAUACCCCUGUUAUAUAACAAAUAAGUUAGUGAGGCAAUACCCGAAUUAGCUUUUACUUACAUCUUUGCUUUAAUGAUACAGACCUGUAUUCAUUUUUACCAUGUUUAAUUUCAAACCUUUUUUUGUAGUCUAAUGCCCUUUUGUGCAACAUUUUUAUGCACCCUUCUUUUCCAGAAUGACGGGAUGACUGGAGGGGGAAGUUAUUUAAAUGGAUAAUGGGAAGUGGUGUCUUUUGGUAUUUUAACUUCUGUGAGUGUUACUUUCCUGUAAAAGUGCUGCAUGUAAUCGGUAUUCACUUUUCCAAAUGUUCUUGCUCCAUUAUGUGUUACAGAUUUGCGUUUGUCCUGCUUCUGACACCAGGCAGAAUGCAUCGAUAUAAAGAGCAUUUGAAUAAAGGUGAAUUACAAACUGAA
Molecule: messenger RNA, 8098 nt
Organism: Phyllopteryx taeniolatus (common seadragon)
Lineage: Eukaryota; Metazoa; Chordata; Actinopteri; Syngnathiformes; Syngnathidae
Gene: cadpsa
Product: Ca2+-dependent activator protein for secretion a
Exons: 31
Coding region: 1613-5770 (1385 amino acids)
Biological process (GO): synaptic vesicle exocytosis; dense core granule exocytosis; positive regulation of exocytosis
Cellular component (GO): glutamatergic synapse
Source: RefSeq, a predicted model, not a curated record